Molecule: messenger RNA, 1434 nt
Organism: Phycomyces blakesleeanus NRRL 1555(-)
Lineage: Eukaryota; Fungi; Mucoromycota; Mucoromycetes; Mucorales; Phycomycetaceae
Exons: 5
Coding region: 1-1434 (477 amino acids)
Source: RefSeq, a predicted model, not a curated record
AUGGCAAGGGAACAAGUCGCGAACAAGUUUGGAAAAGAUUUACAAAAUGCCUUAUUCAAUCCAGCUGCUAUAGAUCCAGUGGUAACCAAGUGGAUUCAUGAACAACUUAACUAUUAUUUUCCUUAUUAUAACAAUCUAAAUCGACAAGCUGAUUAUGAAAAUAAUUGCAAGAAGUAUACACAAGGAUCAGAGCCCCAAGUUCGAAAAGUACAGCGGCAUCAAGAAGUCCGCAGUCGCUCGCCAAUCAAAGUAUUGUUGAAGACGAUAGCCUUAUUUUUUAACGACCGCUCCAUUUCAUCAACAUUAAGGUCCUAUGGCAAACAGCUAUAUGAAGUUUAUGACUCGUUGUCAGCUGAAGAGCAAUCGAUUUGCGGCUUCUAUCUUAACGGUAUCCUUGAUCUUGGUAACCAGAAAGAGUGUAUCCAAAAAAAGUUAUUUGCAAAGGACCAAUGGGACUAUCUUAUCAAGCACCUUCCAAACCAAUCUGAUGCUGAAACAUGGUGUGUUGCGAUACAAGAAACACCAGUGGAUAAAAUCAACUGUGUCAAUGCCACCAAAAAGAAAGUAGAAAAGGUAAUAAAGGAAAUCAAGAGCGGACAACAAGAAGAAGCUUACUACAUUGGUGUGGAAACUAUAAGAGUUGCACAAUCUGUUGAUAACAUUGACGCGUACAAAGAACACACAUACAUUUUUGCAAAUCCAACCAACAAAAUCACCGAACUCGAUUUUUUAAUGAAGCUAUGGGGCGAAGUCUUGGAACUUUUGGUUGGAGAUGGUUCUGAACUCUAUGCCAAUUGGGGAGAAACGUCAGCUGAUACCACUGCUGCAGUAAAGCGUAUAAACAACGACAAUGAGCCACAUACGAUAGGCUGUAAAGUUGACGGUAGGAUUGUAUGCAAGGUAUCCAAGGUUGUUGCCACAUGCCAUCCUGAGACUGCUAGGGCUUCGUACAGCUUUGAAAAGAUUUACAGCGACAAAUUUAAACUUGCAGCUGAAUCAAAAUGUACAGUCAAUGAUUUGGUUAUGUUAGGAAAACCAAAGAAGCAGAAAACUAUCAUCUUACAAAACAUGCAAAUGUUUGGAAUACAGGUAGAUUUGUGUGCCUUGAAGUUCAUUGAUCGCAGCCUCUAUGUCAAUAGUGUUGGAUUCGAUCUUUCGUUAUACAGUAGUUUGAACCUCUUCGUCGAUAAGCUAAUUAUGUGGAUACGACAAUGGAAAUCACUCAAAAAAACUUGUCUCAAUAUUGCCACGUUAUCAAACGAAGCUUUUAUACAACCAGCUUCAUUUUCAGAAAUCUUCGAUUGUGACGACUCAGAUGAUGAUAACAUCAAUUAUUGUAGCCUAGAAUGGGUGACUGGUAUCUUUUUACCUCUAACAACUAAACCUGCUUUACUCACCGAGCAACUUCUUACAAGCCCUACAACACUAUCCUGA